AUGGCUACCCCACCCACCCAUCAAGACAAGAUCGUCGUUGACGAGGACAGCCAGAUCGAAAAGUAUGGCUCCAACACACCGCCUGCCAUCGAGCUCCAAGAUGAGCUCAACCCUCUUGUUGGCCGCAGCCACGGCCAGCUGAUGGCCGAGGUGGACGCCUUCGUCGAGGAGUUUGGUCUUCAGGCGGACCAGGAAACGUUCCGCAAGGGCGCUCUUGUUGCGCGGCGCCAGCAUGACUUUGCCAACAUUCCCGAGCUCACUUCCGAGGACAAGGAUUCUCUUGAGCACGAGAAGAAGCACAAGUGGCACCUGCCCAAGGCUCUCUACCUGACGGUCAUUGUGUGUGCUUUGGGUGCUGCCACUCAGGGGUGGGACCAGACGGGUUCCAACGGUGCCAACCUUUCGUUCCCCCAGGAGUUUGGUAUCGCCACACCCGUCGGCGAACCGGGUGGUAACCGCGACGAGUGGAUUGUCGGCUUUGUCAACUCGUCCCCUUACAUCUCGGCCUGUCUUCUUGGCUGCUGGAUCAGUGACCCUCUGAACAACUGGUUUGGCCGUCGAGGAGAGAUCUUUAUUACUGCCAUUAUGCUUAUCGCCACGCCAAUUGCUUCCGGUUUCACGCACAGCUGGCAGGCGCUUGCUGCUGUGCGUCUUGUCAUGGGUGUCGGUGUUGGCGCCAAGGCAGCGACCGUCGCAAUGUACUGCGCCGAAAUCUCCCCUGCGGCUAUCCGCGGCGCUCUCACCAUGGGCUGGCAACUUUGGACCGCCUUUGGCAUCUUCCUUGGAUUCUGCGCCAACGCUGCGGUUAAGGACACCGGAAAGAUUGCUUGGCGUCUUCAACUGGGCUCUGCGUUCAUCCCGGCCGUCCCCCUUGCCAUUGGUGUCCUGUUCUGUCCUGAGAGUCCCAGGUGGUACAUGAAGAAGGGACGCAUCACAGAUGCAUGGACUUCCAUGAAGAAGAUCCGAAACACUGAACUCCAGGCGGCUCGUGACCUUUACUACGCCUACGUCCAGUUUGCCGAGGAGCAAAAGGUCAUUCAAGGUCGCACCUACAUCACUCGCCUGACCGAAUGCUUCACCAUCCCUCGCUGCCGUCGCGCCACCCUUGCCGCUUCCGUCGUCAUGCUCGCUCAACAGAUGUGUGGCAUAAACAUUAUGGCAUUCUACUCGUCCACAAUCUUCAGCGAGGGAGGCUCAACUGACACGGAAGCGUUAUACGCGUCAAUCGGCUUUGGCGCUCUCAACUUUGUUUUUGCCCUUCCCGCCGUGUUCACGAUUGACACUUUCGGACGUCGUUCACUUUUACUUGCAACCUUCCCUAACAUGUGUUGGACGCUUCUUGCCGGCGGUCUCUGUUUCCUAAUCGAGGACCAACAGAUCCGCACGGGUUUGGUCGCCUUAUUUGUGUACCUCUUUACAAUUGCUUACAGCGUUGGAGAGGGACCAGUCCCCUUCAUGUACUCUGCCGAGGUCUUCCCUCUGGUGCAGCGCGAGCAGGGUAUGUCCUGGAGUGUCGCUUGGAACAACGCCUGGGGCGCCGUUCUUGCUUUGACCUUCCCUCGUCUCCUCCGCGCCUUGACCCCUACAGGCGCCUUUGGCUUCUACGCCGGCAUGAACGCCGUGGCCUUUGUGUGGAUCUACCUCUGGGUUCCCGAGACCAAGCAGCUCACCCUUGAGGAGCUCGACCAGGUUUUCUCUGUCCCUACAGCCCAGUUUACGGGCUACCAGGUCAAGAAGGUCCUCCCCUGGUGGUUCAAGAGGUAUAUCCUCCGUCAGAAGAAUGCCCACCUCGACCCCAUGCCUGUUCCUUCUCGCCAGCAGGUUCAUGCCUAA
This is a messenger RNA of Apiotrichum porosum, 1833 nucleotides long. RefSeq lists its product as uncharacterized. The record is from RefSeq and is a predicted model, not a curated record. NCBI's taxonomy places the organism in Eukaryota, Fungi, Basidiomycota, Tremellomycetes, Trichosporonales, Trichosporonaceae. Gene Ontology annotation, molecular function: myo-inositol:proton symporter activity. The coding region runs from base 1 to 1833 and encodes 610 amino acids. Gene Ontology annotation, biological process: transmembrane transport. Gene Ontology annotation, cellular component: membrane. The transcript has 8 exons.